AUGUCGUCUCGGCUGCCUGUGGCUUCUGGAUUCUACAACUACAGCCGCUUGGCAAAAAGCACUUCAAGUUACGGCAAGCGCAUGAACCAGCUCAGAGGGCAGCUCUUCACUGAAGUCAUCCGGCGCACAGACAACAACAGCAUGGAAACACUUAAGCGCUUUGCUGCUAAACCUAUUGAUCUUGACCCUGGCAUUGUUCAUUAUUAUGAUUACAUUCGUCACCCAGAGACAGAUGAGCUCAUUGGACUUUUAAGAAAUUAUGGCUUGUUCCGUGAUGAGCAUCAAGACUUUAAUGAAGAAAUGGAACGAUUGAGAGAACUUAGGGGUAAAGGAAGGAAACGAUUCUUUGACAGGCAUGCAGACAAGACUAAGAAAAAGGCUAAGUAA
Messenger RNA from Hyalella azteca, 387 nucleotides. It is a transcript of the gene mRpS33, whose product is annotated as 28S ribosomal protein S33, mitochondrial. Bases 1 to 387 code for a protein of 128 amino acids. NCBI's taxonomy places the organism in Eukaryota, Metazoa, Arthropoda, Malacostraca, Amphipoda, Hyalellidae. The transcript has a single exon. Gene Ontology annotation, cellular component: mitochondrion. The record is from RefSeq and is a predicted model, not a curated record.